AAACCACUCGAGAAGGAUUCGUCCUGCAGUCAAGGUUGCUGCAAGCAGGAUAUCUUUCUGAGGCUAUGGAGGUUCCACAAUGGGUUCAUGUUGCUGCAACUGGACCAGACAUAGAACUUCCAAUCAAUGAAACAGGAAUUGUUAUUGACACUUCUUUGAGGCCAAUGCAGCAGAUUCAUGCUUAUGUUGAUGCCCUCUGUUCAGACCAUUGGAAGAAGUGUUCCCGUACAAGUCGAAAUAUUGUCACUGAGUACAAUCAGGUUGUGCAAAACUUCCUUUUGGAAUGUUGCAAGAAUCUGAAAUGCAAGGCUUGUGGGAAGACAUCUCCAAAGCUCCUUGUAGAUGGGGGACGGAUAAUGUCCGAGGAAAGGUUUGCCAGAGGUGAGAAGAAUCAAGGGAAAUCAGCUGGACCUCAGAGGACUUUCCUGACUGCUGUGAAGAUCAGGUCUCAUUUUCAUGAAGUUUGGAAAACAGAUGCAGAGGCAUUCCAAAUUGCUGUGCCCAUGUUUUCCAAGGAUUUGAAUACAACUAAAUGGGAAUAUCCAACUGAUGCCUUGUUCAUUCAAGUCUUACCUGUCCCUCCUCCUAAGAUGAGACCUGCCAGUGUAUGUGAGGGGAGGACUGCAGAACAUCCAGUGACAGCUAAUCUUCAAAGAGUCUUGGAAGCCAUCCAGAAUAUUGGGAAUGCAAAACAGAGCAUUGCAGAAAUGCAGGAGAAAAUGGGGAAAGGAGAAGGAUCAAUAUGGGGAAAGUUGGACCAGGCGUGCUUCAAUCUUCAGCUUCGUGUCAAUGGUGUGAUUGAUGCUGAUGCAACUUACAGCAAAGUAGCAGAAUUUCGGCCUGGGAUCAAGCAGCUAUUAGAGAGGAAGGAAGGAUUAUUUCGCAUGUACAUGAUGGGCAAGAGAGUGAACCAUGCUGCACGAUCAGUCAUCACUCCAGAUCCAUAUUUGCGAGUGGAUGAGAUUGGGAUCCCUCAAGUGAUGGCGACUCGGCUCUCAUAUCCCACCGUUGUCACUCCCUGGAAUGUUGAAGAACUUCAACAGGCUGUCCUUAAUGGCCCUGCUAACUAUCCUGGUGCUCUGGAAGUGGAAUAUGAAGAUGGGACUGUGCAUCGAUUGUCUCCAUGGAAUCUCAAGCAGCGAAAAGCUAUUGCAGGGAAGCUCCUCAUGUCUAAAGGCAGCAUUGAAACAUUAAAUAGAUCAAAAGUGGUGUAUCGUCACCUGCUGUCAGGAGAUGUCCUACUAGUGAAUCGGCAACCAACAUUGCAUCGGGCCAGUAUCUUGGGUCAUAAGGUUCGUGUGCUGAGCACAGGUCGCACAUUAAGUCUUCAUUAUGGCGUAUGCAAGGCCUACAAUGCAGACUUUGAUGGCGAUGAGAUGAAUGUCCACUUCCCUCAGAAUGAACUGGCUCGCAGUGAAGGCCGUAACAUUGCUGGGGUAAGUCAUAACUACUUGGUGCCAAAAGAUGGGACACCCCUCCCAGGUCUCAUUCAAGAUCACAUCAUUUCAGCUGUCCUCCUCACUGUCCGUGGGAGAUUCUUCUCCAGGGAGGAAUACAUUCAGUUGGUUUGGAGUGGACUGGAGAGUCAGAACAUGAGAAUUUUCUUGCUGCCUGCAAGCAUUUUGAAGCCAAAAAUGAUGUGGUCAGGGAAGCAAGUCAUUUCCACCAUCCUCAUCAAUCUUACUCCACCCAACAAAGAGCCCAUCAAUCUCUUGAGUCAAACCAAGAUCCAGGAGAAGACUUGGCAGAAUGGAGUUAGGCAUGAAUGGAAGGCUGGAGGAGGGCCAUUCCCAUCAGACCACUGCAUGGGUGAGGGACAGGUGAUCAUUCGGAAUGGUGAACUCUUGACAGGAGUCCUGGAGAAGAGUCAGUGUGGCUCUUCCUCAUAUUCUCUCUUCCAUUGUGUCAAUCAGUUGUAUGGAGGAGACUCUUGUGUGACGCUAAUGUCUUCCUUCUCGCGUCUCUUGACUUUUUAUCUCCAACAACAUGGGUUCUCCAUUGGUAUCAGGGAUGUGCUCGUCCAUCCUGAUGCAGAGCGCUUGAGACGCAAGAUUGCUCGCAAAUCUACCAAGGUCUCUUCCUGUCUCCAUCUCCAUCUAUUGGAACCUGAACUCAAAGUUGGUCCAACAGUGGCAUCAACUGCACUAGAAGUGGACUUUGAUGGAAUUGGGAAGAAGAUGCGAGCAGCCCAUCUGAGUAUGUCAGAAAAGUUGGGGCUCCAGCGUCUGGAUAGGGCAUACAAGACCUUCCUGGACAAGUACAACAAUAAAAUCAAUCAGGUCUGCAUGGGAGAUGGAUUAGUGAAGGCAUUCCCAGCAAACAACCUUCAUCUUAUGGUGGUAUCUGGUGCCAAAGGAUCUAUGGUGAAUGCUAUGCAAAUGUCUUGCCUCCUGGGUCAGAUGGAAUUGGAAGGGAAACGCCCACCACUGAUGAUCUCUGGUCGCUCACUCCCAUCCUUCCCAGCUUAUGACACGUCCCCUCGUGCUGGCGGCUUUGGUCUGAUCGACACAGCAGUGAAAACCAGUCGCAGUGGAUACCUUCAACGUUCUCUCAUAAAGCACUUGGAGGGUCUCACUGUUGAAUACGACACAACCGUACGAGAUGCUGAUGGCAGCAUCAUCCAGUUCCUAUAUGGGGAAGAUGGGAUGGAUGUGACCAAGACACAGUUCUUGAAGAAUGGGAAAAUUCAGUUCUUGGUGGAAAAUGCUGACAGCAUUUAUCGGGAGGAAGAGCUGAGUCAGGUGCAGAACACUAUUACCCCUGAUGAAAAGAUUGAUCUGGAGAAGGCUAAGAAGCAGUUGCGUCGGUGGGAGCGUCACAGGAGCUCUGUGCUAACUUCACCAAAUCCUUCCAAGUGGUAUUCUGCUUUUACCCUAUUCAGCAGGGAUCACAUUGACCAAGUCAAGAUGAAGGAAUCAAGCAAGGGAGACCAGAAGCAACCUCGAGGUCGUACAAGAGCCUCACAUAUGCUGGUGAAGCUCUGGAGGGAUGCUUCCCCCAGCUCUCAUCACCAGUACAAAAAGGCUAGUAAGCAUCGCCCAGACCCCAUCACAGGUGCCUUCCUACCCUCUCGAAUUUUUGGGUCUAUUAGUGAGAAUAUGGAGGAAGUCAUCAAUAGUUAUUGGAAAAGAAAGGAGGAAGAGGAAGGAGCAGUCAACGCAUAUCUACCAAAGACUGAAUAUUUGAACAUGAUGUACCUUGAGUGUAUGAAGGGCAUGGCUGUUCCUGGGGAUCCUGUGGGAGUACUUGCUGCUCAGUCAAUUGGAGAGCCAAGCACGCAGAUGACAUUGAACACUUUCCACUUUGCUGGACGAGGAGAGAUGAAUGUGACUCUGGGGAUUCCCCGACUCAGGGAAAUUCUCAUGGAUGCCACCAAAAACCUUCGAACUCCAUCCAUGGAAUGCCCUGCUCUACCACACCUUGGAUUCCAAGCUGGUCCCAUUUUAGAAGACCUGGCUCGCAAGUUCACUCGAGUCACCCUUGCUGACGUCCUCCACAAGGUGGAUGUUCAAGAAGAGAUCAGUAUGGAAGGCAGGAGUGGAAGAGUGUAUCAUAUGCGCUUCACAUUUUUGGCUGAGGAUCUAUAUAGGGAGAAGUGUGUGCUCACAGCUCAUAGAAUUCUUGAUCACAUGGAGAAGGUGUUCUUGAAACGCCUCAUUAGGGCUGCUGUUGGGCGACUUAAGACCUCUAAUCAAACAUCUAAGUCAUUGGAUAUGGCAUCAGAAGAGGAGUCUAGCUUGGCUACAGCCAAAUUUGGACGUUCUGGACGAGGAAAUGAAGAGGGAGAAGAGAUGCAAGUGGCAGAAGACAUGGAUGCAGGGGGAGAUGAGGGAGGGAGUGACUUGGACGAUGCCCUAGAAGAAGAUUCCUCUGCAUCUCGACGUAGAACUCGAGGUACGGACCAGCUGGAGUAUGAGGCAGCCGAUGAACUCCCCUCUCCAGAUGGCGAUUGCAACUAUGAUGACAUUGAAGAAGGAGAAGUAGGAGAGAACCAUAAAAUAGAAGUGGAUGAUGGAGAUAAUGGGGGAGUGGAGGAACCUGAGGAAGCUUGGCAAGAAAGUAGAAGUCCAAGAGGAAAAGGAGAAUUAAGAUUAGGAGCUCAAGAAGAGGAGGAUGAAGUGAAUCCUGGUCAUCCCUUUGAGGAAGAAAUGGAAGAAGAAUGGGAAGAGACUGAUGAGAGCAUGGAGAGGCAGGCUGCUGUCCUCAGCCAGAGUCCUCUAUUUCUUAAUUACAAGUAUGACAUGGAAUCUGAAGGGUGGUGUGAGAUCCACUUCAUGAUGGACCUGGUGGUGGGAAGAGCUGAUUUCUGGACCCUCAUCCGAGAAUUGGCACGGAAGGAUGUCGUUUACGAGAUCCCAGGGAUUCAAAAGGCCAUCGUGGUUAAGGAUAAAGGAGUUGUGCCCCUGUUGAAGACUGAUGGCAUUAAUAUGCUUGAAAUGUUCAAAUAUGGAGACGUGUUGAAUCUGAAGAAACUGCACACCAACCACAUCCAUGUGAUGGCUGACAUGUAUGGGAUUGAAGCAGCAUCCCACUGCAUCAUCAAAGAACUCCAAGGUGUCUUCGGAGUGUAUGGGAUCGCAAUUGACCCCCGACAUCUCACAUUGAUUGCUGAUUACAUGACAUAUGAUGGGACUUAUCAGCCGUUCAAUCGACGUGCAAUUGCAGCAAGUGCAUCCCCAAUUCAACAGAUGAGCUUUGAAACCACUGUCAAUUUCCUUCGACAGGCUAUCAUAUCUGGAGAGUGCGUUCAAGUGGGAGCGAAAGAGAGAGAAAGUGAGAGAUUAGUGUAUGGAGAGGAUCGAAGAGUCAUGAGAGGAGGGAGUACGUCCAGUACCAAUGGGAUCGAUUACGAUUACCUCAUCAAGUUCCUCGCCCUGGGGGAUUCCGGAGUCGGGAAGACCAGUUUCCUUCAUCAAUACACCCAUGGCAUCUUCGACUCCAAGUUCAUCUCCACCGUCGGGAUCGACUUCCGCGAGAAGCGAGUCGUGCAUCGUCUGAGGGGGACGGACGGUUACUGUGGGCGAAGCCAGCGAAUCCAUCUCCAGCUUUGGGACACGGCCGGACAAGAGAGUCUGACGACGGCAUUCUAUCGGGAUGCGAUGGGCUUCCUCCUCUUCUUCGACCUGACUAACGAGAAGUCUCUUCUUGCCGUCCGCGAUUGGCUGGAUCAGCUGAAGACCCACGCGUACUGUGAGGAUCCGGACGUAGUCCUUUGCGGGAACAAGGCGGAUCUGGAGGAGGAGAGGGUGAUCGGGGGCGAGACGGCACGUGACGUCGCACAGCGCCUCGGGUUGCCGUACGUGGAGACGAGCGCGGCGUCGGGGCAGAACGUGUCCAAGGCGGUGGAGAUGCUCCUGGAUCUGGUGAUGAUGCGCAUCGAGAGGGCUCUGGAUCGGAGAAUCCCUACCGGCACCGGGACUGACCCCAACGAUAUCUUCCGACUCUCUUCCGAUUCUAACCUUCCGUCUUCCUCCAGGAAGAUGUUCAAACACUCCCGGUUCCCUACCAAUUGUAACUGUUGAUGUAUAGGCGCAGGAAAAAAACUGGAACACUUGUAAGUCCAUGCCAAAACGAGCUUCCGUGAUAGGUUUCAUCGAGUCCGUAUUGCCGGAUUCUGGACUUUUUUGAGCUUCCAUCGUCUGGUGAAGAUAGCUUAUCCGUAAACGACACGGUUCACAUAUAUGCCAAAGGUUCAGAAACCAGUGCUCUUGAAGUUUCUGUGAGAACGGCGCUUUACUGCCAUUUUCUUCACGUAUUCUCACUGUUAGAUAUUUGUGUUCGCAUCGAGCAGCUUUCUCAGUCGGAGAAUGUUGUUCGAUGUUUCCAAUCGUGUGUACUGCAACUGUCAAAUGAGCAUUUGAAUCGAUGCAAAGCACUGUCGCUGUCACUAUCAUCGUUUCUACACUGAAGUGUCUAUAUUUUCGUAUAUGAAGAAUAUACCCUUCAAAUAUAUACUUGUAAGUCUCGAUGAGCAGUGAAGUCGUGUGAAAAUAAGAAAGUGUUCCAGUUUUUUGUUUUUGUUUGUUGUUUUUUUUUUAACCUCCCACCCAUUGUGAUGUUCACAAAGAAGUAGCUCUUUGAAAUUCCAAAGAAGACUUUGACGUUGACUGACGCGGAGAACGGGGGAUGGAGGACGGCUCGUGACGACGAUCGCCGACGAAUGCCUACGGUCCGCUCUCGCGGAAGGCCGCGUGUGUUAUCUCCUUUGGGAUUUCAAAACACACUACAUUUACAUUUGGGAUUCAGUUUACUUUUCUAUUUCCCUUUCCCUCUGGGUGAUCAAAAAACGAAAACGAAAGCGCAGGAAUCUCUCGGUCUCGAGCGAUCUGUCGUCGCUCGAAGGAAGGAGUGGUGGGGAACUCCUUCCCAAACUCGUGCCACUCCUCGUCCGAUUUUAACACGAUCCGUCUUCCGCGUCCAGUCGGUGCGUCUUCUUUCCCUUUCGUUUCUUUCGUCGCAUUCACCCGACUUUCUUCCCGAUGCAAAUCAUAUCGAUUGCCUGUAUCGUGACGUGAUCCUACCGUUCGCAACUCCUCAGGUGCGUGUGAGCGUCCAUCUAUGGAACGUGGAUGUCGAUGAGAAUACAC
Molecule: messenger RNA, 6587 nt
Organism: Darwinula stevensoni
Lineage: Eukaryota; Metazoa; Arthropoda; Ostracoda; Podocopida; Darwinulidae
Source: the annotation of a GenBank genome assembly